Ramularia collo-cygni is the source of this 1644-nucleotide messenger RNA. RefSeq names its product probable amino acid transporters. The coding region runs from base 1 to 1644 and encodes 547 amino acids. Gene Ontology annotation, molecular function: amino acid transmembrane transporter activity. Gene Ontology annotation, biological process: amino acid transmembrane transport. NCBI's taxonomy places the organism in Eukaryota, Fungi, Ascomycota, Dothideomycetes, Mycosphaerellales, Mycosphaerellaceae. Gene Ontology annotation, cellular component: membrane. The record is from RefSeq and is a predicted model, not a curated record. The transcript is spliced from 6 exons.
AUGGCAACGGAGUAUUCUGGGACCGACAGACUUGAAGUCUGUGCAGUGGAAGCACAGCCAGAAAUCAUCACCGACCGCAGCAAGCAGAGCAUGACCAAUAGCAACGUUGGUACUCUUGAUCGAAAGCUCAAGUCGAGACACAUCCAGUUCCUUGCGUUAUCUGGCGCCAUCGGUACUGGCCUCUUCGUUGGAAGCGGCCAAGUGCUCUCUUUAGCCGGCCCUCUGUCAGCGUGGAUUGCAUAUACCAUCACAGGCUUCAACCUGUUCUGUGUCAUCAAUUCCCUCGGGGAGAUGGCCACCUAUCUUCCCAUUCCAGGCGCCGUGCCCGUGUAUGCCGCAAUGUUUGUUGACCCUGCUUUGGGGUUUGCGCUUGGAUGGAACUAUUACUACCAACUUGCGAUUGGUGUGCCCAUAGAAACCACUGUUGCAACGAUCAUAAUUGGAUACUGGCCAAAUAGCGUGCCAUCUGGAGUAUGGAUCACGGUUCUUACACUCCCCAUGAUCCUGAUCAAUUGUGCGCCUGUCAAUUUCUAUGGCGAGGCCGAAUUUGUCUUUGGUGCCAUCAAAAUACUAACAAUAAUUGCCCUAAUCCUGCUCAUGCUGAUUAUCGACUUGGGAGGAGCGCCAAGCGGUGAUCGAAUUGGCUUCCGAUACUGGACGAAUCCCGACCCUAUGAAUACCUACCUCGUAGAAGGUGGGCUUGGCAGGUUCCUGACCUUCUUCAAAGUCUUCGUACAGGCUACCUUCGCAUAUGGCGGUAGCGAGAUGUGUGUGAUCGCAGCAGGGGAGGCGCAGGAUCCACGGAGAAACAUUCCCAAGGCAGUUCGAAGAGUAUUCUGGCGCAUCUUAACCUUUUACGUGCUGGCCAUCUUCCUGGUCGGGCUAUGUGUUUCAUCAAAAGAUCCGCAACUUCUCAAUGCGAUCGACACUGGAGCUCCUGGCGCUGCCGCUAGUCCUUUCGUCAUUGCCAUUAUCAAUGGUGGCAUCCCUGCUCUACCGCAUAUCCUGAAUGCAGUAAUAUUGAGUUCCGCCUGGAGUGCCGGAAACGCAUUUUUCUACGCCUCGACAAGAGUGCUAUAUGCGUCUGCCCUGGACGGCAAGGCUCCAAAGGUGUUCACUUUCGAAAAGUUCGACGUGCCAUACGCUUGCGUGGCAGCGACCUCCUUGAUCAGUCUGAUCGCGUACCUCAAUGUCUCCAACGCCAGCGCGGAGGUAUUCUUCUGGUUCUCCAACCUCUCCGCGGUAUCCACCCUGAUCGUAUGGUGUAGUAUCUGCGUCACCUACCUUCGCUUCUACUACGGUCUUGAACAGAAUGGCAUUCCGCGGACAUCCCUACCCUGGAAGGCACCGCUCCAGCCAUUCUUGGCCUACUUUGGAACCUGCUUCUGUACCGUGAUUGCUCUUUUCAACGGAUUCGAUGCCUUCUUCCCCGGCAAAUUUUCCGCCAAGUCGUUUGUACCUCCAUACAUCGAUAUACCAAUCUUUUUGGCACUGGUCUUUGGUUACAAGCUGAUUAAGAAAACUAAACUUGUGCGACUCGACAACAUGGAUCUGUGGAGCGGGAAAGCGGAAAUUGACAGGCAGGUGUGGCCGGUCAGAAUCCCUCGAAAUCUGGUGGAGCGACUGUGGUUUUGGAUAGCGUGA